This is a messenger RNA of Suillus discolor, 1670 nucleotides long. Its product is annotated as ammonium transporter AmtB-like domain-containing protein. NCBI's taxonomy places the organism in Eukaryota, Fungi, Basidiomycota, Agaricomycetes, Boletales, Suillaceae. The transcript is spliced from 8 exons. The coding region runs from base 222 to 1670 and encodes 482 amino acids. Gene Ontology annotation, molecular function: ammonium channel activity. Gene Ontology annotation, cellular component: plasma membrane. The record is from RefSeq and is a predicted model, not a curated record. Gene Ontology annotation, biological process: ammonium transmembrane transport.
AUAGUUGCGCCCAGUGGUUAAAGCCAAAGCUUGUUCUUAUCCAAACUUGUGCCAAGUACCAUUGUUAUCCGACCAAUGAAAUUUCAUUCAAGGUUAACGUUAACGCGCAUGUCAGGCCUUAAAGCUCCAGCAUCCAGCGACGGUCAACUUGUUACUGGGUUGAACAGACUUGGACGUGACUGCCUGAAUAGCCAGCACUAAACAUAUCUCCUUGCCAGACCAUGUUCGACGUGAUGGUUCUCAGAGAAAGCAUCUGGGAAGUGUUGGGUGCUACUUUGAAGAAGAGAGAUACUACCACUCAGUUCGACCAUGGAGAUAUCUCUUUCAUAAUUAUCGCAGGUGCCAUGGUAUUCUUUAUGAUACCAGGAAUUGCCUUUCUAUAUUCCGGAUUGUCAAGAAGAAAGUCCGCUUUGUCUCUUAUCUGGGCAGUGUCUGCCAGCAAUGCAGUCUGUAUCUUUCAGUGGUACUUCUGGGGUUACUCCUUGGCCUUUUCCCCAACUGCCACCAAUGGAUUCAUAGGCAACCUUGCCAACUUUGGUCUCAUAGGUGUUCUUGGCGACCCGUCACCAGGUUCCCCAUUAAUUCCUGACCUGUUGUACUCAUUCUAUCAGAUGGAAUUCGCAUGCGUCACAGUAGGAAUCCUGAUGGGUGGGAUCGCCGAGCGUGGACGGGUUCUCCCGGCUAUGAUUAUCACGUUUUUGUGGAUGACCUUGGUUUAUUGCCCCCUCGCUUGCUGGCCGUGGAACAUAAACGGAUGGGCCUUUAAGUACGGCGUUUUCGAUUAUGCAGGUGGAGGCCCUGUGGAGAUCGGAAGCGGGAUAGGAGGACUUGCCUAUUCCUGGGUACUUGGCCGCAGGCAGGAGAAGGAACUCCAAAACUUCAGACCGCACAAUGUUUCCAUGGUUAACCUGGGUACAUUCAUGCUCUGGUUUGGAUGGCUCGGUUUUAAUGGUGGUAGUGCUUUUGGAGCGAAUUUGCGCGCCAUCAUGGCGGUGUGGAACUCUAUGCUUGCUGCCGCAUUUGGCGGUAUUGUUUGGUGCCUCCUCGACUAUCGUUUGGAGCGCAAGUAUACUAUGGUCGGGUUUUGCUCUGGAACUAUUGCAGGUCUCGUAGCAGCCACGCCUGCUUCAGGAUUCAUCCAUCCCUGGGCGGCAGUCAUCAUGGGCAUAAUCACCGGCGCUGUAUGUAAUUAUGCAACUAAAGUUAAAUCUCUUAUUCGUGUGGAUGAUGCACUCGAUCUUUUUGCCGAGCACGCUGUCGGCGGGAUCUUGGGUCUCUUGAUGAACGCCUUUUUCGCUUCCCGUUCCAUUAUCGCCCUGGAUGGCGUCAACCUGGAUGUUACUGGUGGGUGGGUCGACCACAAUUGGAAACAACUUUACAUCCAAGUCGCCUAUAUUUGCGCGGUGUGUUCAUACACAUUCGUUGUUACUGCUAUCAUCGUCAAGUGCGUUGAUUCCAUCCCUGGCCUCCACCUACGCACAACGGCUGAGGGUGAAGAACUCGGUCUUGACGAAGUCGAGAUCGGUGAAUAUGCAAACGACUACAUUGAAGUACGGCGUCACUUCAUGGACUGGACGGCAUUUGGCAACGAACCAAAUCCCGAUACUCAUAGUGCUGAUGAGAAAACCCUUGAUCUCCCCCAUGCCGACGCGGCCUCGGUCUCUUCUUAA